AUUAAGCGCCCAUAUUUGUGGCUACAAAUGUUUCCAGAUAGAGUUAAGCAGAGGCUACGACUACGCGGCCUUCCACGAUGAUAUUAAAAAACUUUACGACAUGGCAGGUGUGAAAAAUGAACACACUGUCUUCCUGUUUACUGAUACCCAGAUCGUGGUCGAGGAAUUCCUGGAAGAUAUUAAUAACAUCCUCAAUUCCGGUGAAGUUCCGAACUUGUUUGAACCGGAUGAAUAUGAACAGCUGAUCAUUGGUUGUAGAGGUGCGGCUAAAGAACUCGGUAUCCCCGAGGGUAACAGAGAUGCCAUUUACGAUUUCUGUAUUAACCGUGUCAGGAACAACCUCCAUAUUGUAUUAUGUAUGUCACCAGUUGGUAAUGCAUUCCGCACCAGAUGCCGUAUGUUCCCGUCACUCGUAAACUGUUGUACAAUUGACUGGUUCACAGAGUGGCCCAGAGAGGCAUUGUUAGGCGUGUCUAAAUCAUUCUUUGAGAAUGUUGAACUUGGUACCGAUGAAUUAAAGCAAAGUAUUGCAGAAAUGUGUGUGGAGAUACAUACAAGUGUGACGGACAUGGCGGACAGAUUCUUCAACGAAUUAAAGAGAAAGUACUACACCACCCCUACAAGUUACCUUGAACUGAUCAAUUUAUACUUGUCCAUGUUGCAAGAAAAAACAAAACAACUGAAAAUGGCGAAGGAUCGUGUACACAAUGGUCUGAUCAAACUGUUGGAGACCAACGAACUUGUCGACAAGAUGAAGAAGGAGUUAGUUGCCCUUGAACCGGAACUUAAGAAAAAGUCGGAAGACACAAAUAAUCUUAUGGAACGUCUGGUCGUUGAUCAAGAAAAGGCUGACGCGGUACGUAAAGUUGUCAUGGAAGACGAGGCUGUUGCCAAGGUGAAGGCAGAAGAGACUCAAGCUAUCGCCGAUGACGCUCAGCGUGAUCUUGACGAGGCUAUACCCGUACUGGAGGCGGCCAUUAAAGCUUUAGACGCCUUGGACAAGAGCGAUAUUUCUGAAAUCAAAGUGUUCAGCAAACCUCCUGAAAUGGUGCAGACUGUGAUGGAGUCUGUCUGUAUUCUUCUCGGACAGAAGACGGAUUGGACAGCAGCUAAAGCUAUGUUAGGAGAUGCUAACUUCUUGAAGAAACUUUAUGAAUAUGACAAGGACAAUAUUGGUGAGAGUAUUCUUAAGAAACUGAAGAAAUACAUUGAGAAUCCAAAAUUCAUUCCAGAGGAAGUGGCCAAAGUGUCAAAGGCGUGCAGAUCUAUGUGUAUGUGGGUACGAGCUAUGGACACUUACGCCCAUGUAUACAGAACAGUGGAACCAAAACGGCAAAAGUUAGCUACAGCCCAGGCUGAGUUAGAUGCUGUGAUGACAAUGUUACGUGAGAAACAGGCGAAACUCGCAGAAGUCGAGGCAAAGAUCGCCGAGCUGCAGAAGACGUAUGAUGACAGCAUGGCUGAGAAACAAAAACUAGAGAGAAACAUCUCGACUACCGCUGCUCGAUUGAAGAGAGCGGCCAAACUGACGACUGCUCUAGGUGACGAACAAGUCAGGUGGGGUGAGACUGUCGAUAAAUUCAAUAUUGAGAUUGGCAAUGUGACAGGCGACGUGUUUGUCGGUGCAGCUUGUGUAGCGUAUUACGGCGCGUUUACCAGCGUGUAUCGUCACGAGCUCGUGGAGAACUGGAUCCAGCGAUGUAAAGAACUGGACAUCCCGGUAACGCAGGGUAUGACGAUAACAAGUGUGCUGGCAGAUAACUACGAGAUAAGACAGUGGAACACAGACGGUCUGCCGAAAGAUCAGGUCUCGACGGAAAAUGCUAUCCUUGUUACAAGAGGGCGACGAUGGCCACUUAUGAUUGAUCCACAAGAACAGGCAAACAGAUGGAUCAGAAAUAUGGAGAACAAGAACGGUUUAAAGAUUAUCAAGCUGACUGACGGUAAUUUCUUGAGAACACUGGAAAACUGUAUCCGUAUUGGUAUGCCGGUACUUUGUGAGGAUUUGGGUGAAUUCCUUGACCCAGCCCUGGAACCAGUCUUGUUGAAGCAGACAUUUAUGCAGGGUGGUAGAUUACUGAUCCGACUUGGUGAUAGCGACAUCGACUAUGAUAAGAACUUCAAGUUCUACAUGACCACAAAGAUGUCCAAUCCGCAUUAUCUACCUGAAGUCUGCAUUAAAGUAACCAUCAUUAACUUUACUGUCACUAAAUCUGGCCUGGAGGAUCAGUUACUCAGUGAAGUGGUGAGCUUGGAACGUCCUGACCUUGAAGAACAGAGGAACCAGCUCAUUACAAAGAUCAAUGCUGACAAGAACCAGCUGAAGGCUAUAGAAGACAGAAUUCUCAAGCUCCUGUUUGAAUCUGAGGGAAACAUCUUGGACAAUGAGGAGCUUAUUAACACAUUGAAUGAUUCUAAGGUAACAUCUGGCGUGAUCAAGCAGAGAUUGGCCGAGGCCGAGCAGACAGAGGAGAAGAUCAGUCUUGCACGUGAGAAGUAUCGUGUCGUAGCUACUCGAGGCUCGGUCAUGUAUUUUGUUGUAGCCGACAUGGGAGGCGUAGAUCCUAUGUACCAGUUCUCUCUGAAAUACUUCAAAGCUCUGUUUAACCAGACGAUAGAGAACAGCGAGAAAAAUCCCGACCUUGAGAAGAGGUUGGAGAUAUGUCUGCGGGAAACCACCCUCUCUAUAUACCAGAAUGUGGCAAGAGGUUUAUUUGAGAAGGACAAACUUGUGUUCUCCUUCAUGUUGUGUGUUGAGAUAAUGAGAAACGCGGAGGAAAUCUCGGUCCCUGAGUGGAACUUCUUCCUACGUGGCGCUGCAGGUCUUGAUAAGCAGCGUCCGCCUAAACCAAGUGUACCUUGGAUCAGUAGGCAAGUGUGGAACUCGGCUUGUGACCUUAGUGACUCACUCCCAGCUUUCCGUGGAAUUUACAAUGACCUAACCAAGACUCCAUGCUGGGUCCAAUUAGGAGAAAAUUUGAUAAGAGGAAACCCUGAAACAGAUGACAGUUAUGGGCCUGAGCCAGAUGCCCCAGAUGCCGCUGAAGAUCAAGAAAUAAUAGAUGAUGGCACAGUGAAAGGUCACUGGGACAAGAGACUGACAAGUUUCCAGAAACUUAUGUUCAUUAAAGUAUUCAAGGAAGAAAAAACUAUAUUCGGAACAACAGACUUUGUGAGAGAAAACUUGGGCAAUCAGUUUGUUGAGAGUCCAAAUGUUGCAUUACAAACCCUGUACAAUGACAUGACCAAGGUGGCUCCGCUUGUGUUUGUGCUGAGCACGGGCUCAGAUCCGAUGGGAGCUUUCCUUAGAUUUGCAAGAGAGACUGGUAACACUGAUAAGGUCCAGUCCAUCUCACUGGGUCAAGGCCAAGGUCCAGUGGCCGAGAAAAUGAUCAAAAGUGCUAUACAAGUUGGAGACUGGGUCUUCCUACAGAACUGUCAUUUAGCGGCAUCUUGGAUGUUGCCGAUGGAAGAAUUAGUAAAGGACAUCUCGGAGAAACCUGAUCAGAUACAUGACGAAUACAGGCUCUUCCUCAGCUCUAUGCCAUCGACCAAGUUCCCUGUCAGUGUACUACAAAACAGUGUCAAGGUCACAAAUGAACCGCCCAAAGGUCUCAAGGCAAAUACUAGGAGAGCCUUUGCUGAGAUUACUCCAAACUACUUUGAAGACCAUGUGCUUGGAAAUGACUGGAGAAGAAUCGUAUUUGGAGUCUGUUUCUUCCAUGCUAUUAUACAGGAGAGGAAGAAGUUUGGCCCACUUGGUUGGAAUAUUAAGUACGAGUUUAAUGACAGUGACCGUGAAUGCGCUCUACUCAAUCUGCAGAUAUUUUGCCAGGAAGGCAUUAUACCGUGGGACGCCCUUGUUUACAUCACUGGACAGAUUACAUAUGGUGGUCGUGUCACCGAUUACCAGGAUCAAAGAUGUUUGGGAACCAUUCUGAAAAUCUUCUUCAGUCCAAAUACACUGGCACCAGACUACAAAUAUUCUGUCUCUGGCACAUACUAUGCCCCAGAAUCCACUACACUGGAGGAAUAUAGACAAUAUAUAGAUGGUCUACCUCUCAUAGAUCAACCAGAGAUAUUUGGCAUGCACGAGAAUGCUAACAUUGCUUUCCAGACACAAGAGACACAGAACCUUGUCAACACCAUUGUUGAUGUACAACCUCGCAUGUCUAGUGGAGGAACUGGUAAAUCUAAUGACGAGAUAGUGUAUGAGCUAGCAGAGACGAUUCUUGGUAAACUAAUGGACAAACUAGAUAUAGAGUUAGCCAACAGUGAGAUGUUUGAACCUGACGAAAAAGGUCGUCUUAAUUCACUGACCACCGUGCUCACUCAGGAGGUCGAAAGAUUUAAUAAACUGCUCAAAGUUAUCAAGAACUCUCUGGAGAACCUACAGAAGGCCAUCAAGGGUUAUGUGGUAAUGAGCGAACAAUUAGACGCUGUAUACAACAGCUUCAUCAAUAGUCACGUCCCAACAAUGUGGGCUAACGCAGCGUAUCCGUCCCUGAAACCACUCGGAAGCUGGGUACAAGAUCUGGUGUACCGUUGUGCUUUUAUUGAUAAUUGGAUUCAGCACGGAAUUCCCAAGUCUUUCUGGUUGUCUGGUUUCUUUUUCCCACAAGGAUUUUUAACUGGCACCUUACAGAAUUAUGCUAGAAAGUAUAAUCUGCCCAUAGAUCAUCUAAGCUUCAAGUAUCACGUGUAUCCAGUGAUUCGUGACCAGAAAGAAGUGUAUAAACAAAUGACAGACCUCAAGUUUGGAGAAGAAAUGGAAAUGGAUAAAGAAUUGAAUGUGCCCGAAGAUGGUGUACUUGUCCAUGGUUUAUUUAUGGAUGCCAGUGCCUGGGAUAUGGAGACAAUGAAGAUAAUUGAUGCAUUACCGGGAGAGAUGAGUGCAGAGCUUCCUAUGUUGCAUAUGGAACCGGAUAUGGAUAUUGAACCUGAUUCAGCGGACUAUAUGGCACCGUUAUACAAAACAUCUGCUCGUGCUGGUACAUUAUCUACGACAGGUCACUCUACAAAUUACGUCGUAGCUGUUUAUCUACCGUCAGAUCUACCACAGGACUAUUGGAUAGCAAAGGGCGCUGCUUUACUCUGCCAACUCAAUGAAUAAACAAAAAUGGACUGAAUUUUAUCACAUUUUAAGAAUAGC
This is a messenger RNA of Ruditapes philippinarum (Manila clam), 5152 nucleotides long. RefSeq names its product dynein axonemal heavy chain 6-like. Lineage: Eukaryota; Metazoa; Mollusca; Bivalvia; Venerida; Veneridae. Gene Ontology annotation, cellular component: dynein complex. The record is from RefSeq and is a predicted model, not a curated record. Gene Ontology annotation, molecular function: dynein intermediate chain binding; dynein light intermediate chain binding; ATP hydrolysis activity. Gene Ontology annotation, biological process: microtubule-based movement.